Colletotrichum paranaense is the source of this 1569-nucleotide messenger RNA. Its product is annotated as adenosylmethionine decarboxylase. The record is from RefSeq and is a predicted model, not a curated record. Gene Ontology annotation, biological process: spermidine biosynthetic process; spermine biosynthetic process. The transcript has 2 exons. Gene Ontology annotation, cellular component: cytosol. Gene Ontology annotation, molecular function: adenosylmethionine decarboxylase activity. NCBI's taxonomy places the organism in Eukaryota, Fungi, Ascomycota, Sordariomycetes, Glomerellales, Glomerellaceae. The coding region runs from base 1 to 1569 and encodes 522 amino acids.
AUGGUCAACCCCUCCGUCCCCAACGACUACGCCCUCUCCCCGGCUGAGGCUACUCCUCAUCUGACAAUCAAUCAUGAUGUCGCUGCUGACCUAGACUCCACCAACGCCUUUGAAGGCCCGGAGAAGCUCCUCGAAGUGUGGUUCGCCCCUGGCCCCGAGUCCCUCCCCGCGAGCGCCCAGCCCAAUGGCCUGAAAGCCGUCUCCGCCGACACCUGGGUUACCAUGCUCGACAUGGUCAACUGCAAGAUCCUCUCAGUCCUUGAGUCUGACUCUGUCGACGCCUAUCUCUUGUCCGAGUCGAGCUUGUUUGUGUUCCCCCACAAGCUCAUUCUCAAGACCUGCGGCACGACCACUCUCCUCCUGGGCUUGCAGCGACUCCUCCACAUCGCGGCUGAAUACGCCGGCUUCCCGUUCCAUAACGCCAAGGAAUCCACCAACGUCAAGGCUGCUGCAACCCCCUACCGAGUCUUCUACAGUCGCAAGAACUUUUUAUUCCCUGACCGUCAGCAGGGUCCCCACCGAAGCUGGAGAUCCGAGGUCAAGUACUUGGAUGACCUGUUCGAGGGUGGCAGUGCCUACAUGGUUGGCAAAAUGAACGGCGAUCACUGGUACCUCUAUAUUACCACGCCGAACAAAACAUUGACGCCCCCUAGGACUCCUGACGAGGCAGAAGAAGCUGCUGCAUUCGCCGCCAGGAUUCCCACAGGUAGCGUGGCCAGUUUCAGCAGCGGCUUCGAGGAGCGCAGUGACGAAACUCUUGAAAUUCUCAUGACCGAUCUCGACCCUGAAAAUGCGAAGCAGUUCUACUUGGCGGACGCGAGUGCGGUCGCUACCGACAAGUUGCACUUGCCGCAGACACAGGCGGCUCGGGACGAUGCCCACCAGAGUUUGGGUGACAUGUCUCAGGUUCAUGACAGGGCGGGCGGCGAGGACCAUGUCGACGUCUUUGAGAACAUCGGCGAGUCUGACUUCAACGAUGGCGAACGUGCCGCCACUGAGGCUCUGACAACCGAGGGUCACGCGAUUGGUACUAUUGUUUCCGAGGGAUGCGGUCUCUCCAGCGUGUACCCAACCAGCAAGUAUCCCGGAGCUCGCGUCGACGCCUACCUCUUCAGCCCUUGUGGCUUUUCCGCCAACGGUGUUGUUCCUGCCAUUGCCGACGAAGACGAUGACUCGAAGAAUGAGAAGGGCGGAAAUGCUGCUCAUUACUUCACUGUCCACGUCACCCCGGAGCCCAACUGCUCAUUCGCCUCUUUCGAGACCAACGUCCCUGGAGGCCAGAGUGGCCGUACCACAGCUGAGAUCAUCGAGCACGUCGUUGACAUCUUCAAGCCUGGCCGCUUUAGUGUUACUCUGUUUGAGGCCAAGGGCAAGAGCGCCAACCCCUAUGGCAUGGGUGAUUAUGCUUCUCGUGCGACUGCCGUUCAGCGUCUCGUUGACCCUGUCCGCGGGUACCGUCGCAUUGAUCGCAUUGUCCAUGACUUUGAGGAUUACGACCUCGUCUUCCGCUUCUACGAACGGGAUGACUGGGCUGGCGACCGUGAGGCUCGCCUUGGAGAGGAGAUGUGA